GUCCUCUCUGCCUGUCGAGUCGCUGUCGCGCGAACUACCGCGUUGUUUCAUCCUACUUUCGGUGUGUUUGGCUUCCCAUAUUCUGGCGAUAAAGGGCUGCAGGAGAUUUCAGCAGCAGGAGGUGACGUCAACAAGCCGCUUUGCCCCUUGUUGACUCAAGACAGGAGGAAAGAAAGUGACCCGAGACAAAUGCUUUAUCUUAUACCACAUCGCUCAAUUUCAACGCGACUUCAACAGCUCCAGUGUUUUACAUGCGGUCUCUCGGUUCAUCGGUCUGUCGUACAAAUUUAUUUGUUUUCUGGCCAGUUAAGUUAAACGGAAAAACUGUUUAACAUUAGUCGUCUGCGCGAAGAUUUCUGUUCCACUAAGGAUCUUAUGACUCUCUUUUGGAUUUUUACACGUAGAACAUGUUUGUUUUGUGGAGGAGCAGCAGUAAUAUGAGUGAUCUGGUGGGUCCGGAGUAUCAGGGUUGCGUGGACGGAUCUCUGAUGGACGGAUUCAGUGUUUUUAUUCAGGGUCUGUUGGCUGUUCUGGCUUUCAGCACUUUAAUGUUGAAGAGGUUUCGUGAACCUGUCGGCAUAAGAAGAUCGUGGAGGAUCUGGUUCUUUGAUACAUCUAAGCAGGCCAUUGGGGCUCUUUUCAUGCAUUUUGCCAAUAUUUUCUUGUCCACACUCACCAAUGAAGAUCCCUGUUCUCUAUAUCUGUUGAACUUCCUGUUGGAUGCCACAUUGGGAAUGCUGGUGAUCUGGAUGGGGGUGAAGCUUGUUUCCAAGAUAGUGGAGCACAGACAGCUAACACUGCUGAUGUUUGGAGAAUAUGGUGAUCCUCCUCAGAUAGCGGCCUGGUUGGCUCAGUGCUCCGUGUAUUUACUCAUUGUUGCUCUGGAGAAAAGUGUGGUCACUCUGGUGCUGCUCAUUCCCGGGUGGACCAAUCUGGAGGAGGUGGUGCUGGACUACAUCCCAAACCCACAGCUGGAGUUGGCCAUUGUCAUGCUGAUCGUGCCUUUCAUCGUCAAUUCUAUAAUGUUCUGGGUGGUGGACAGCUUAACAAUGCGGAAAUAUAAGAAAAUGACAUCUCUUGAGGGCUCACGUGACUGUCCGAAGCAAGUAGAGGUCUCGUCAAACGAGAGCAAUGAUGAAGCUGAGGUGCUGCUAAAGGAAGAUGAAGAUGAUGCUACAGUGUGUUCUGAACCAGAAGAGCACGUCUCAACAGAAGAGGCCUUAAUACAAGUCCGUAUGGAAGUUUAGAACACAAGCGUUUAGAAGAAUACUUUCUUAAACACUAGCACUAGAUCUCUGUUCUUAAACCUAGUGUUUACUUCCUGCAUAGUUAUCUUCCAAAUAAUUCCUAAGUGACUGAUUUGGAACACUCUAAUUAAGGAUAAACUUAGUGCAACUCACAAAUAGAACUUUUCACGUUAUCUAAACACUGGAGACUGGCCUCAGUUGAUUGCAAUAGAGUUUGGCGUUAGCAUUUGCUAAGCUAACAACACAAUGCUCAGUACUUGACACGAUACUAUGUAAAAUUGUCCAUUUUUAGUUUAAGAUUGAUAGAUGCUUUUUAUUAUUGAAUGAAAUUGAAAUUGAAAUGUAUUUAUUUAGCAUCAACAUUUCAUUUAUGAAAUUCGUAUGCUAGUGUGGUUUUGAACGGCGUUCUUGUUGGGAGGGUUCCAGCGAAAUAGAGCUUUUCAUGGGAGUACACUUUGGAGAGUAGACUUACAAUUGAGGGGUGUUUACAAAAAACUUUUUAUGCAUUUUUACCAUUCAUAUAUACACCACAACAGCAUUUGGGGG
Carassius carassius (crucian carp) is the source of this 1793-nucleotide messenger RNA. Its product is annotated as store-operated calcium entry regulator STIMATE-like. The transcript is spliced from 8 exons. NCBI's taxonomy places the organism in Eukaryota, Metazoa, Chordata, Actinopteri, Cypriniformes, Cyprinidae. The record is from RefSeq and is a predicted model, not a curated record. The coding region runs from base 408 to 1247 and encodes 279 amino acids. Gene Ontology annotation, cellular component: membrane.